Carassius gibelio (silver crucian carp) is the source of this 9371-nucleotide messenger RNA. RefSeq names its product cysteine-rich motor neuron 1 protein-like. NCBI's taxonomy places the organism in Eukaryota, Metazoa, Chordata, Actinopteri, Cypriniformes, Cyprinidae. The record is from RefSeq and is a predicted model, not a curated record. The transcript has 17 exons. Gene Ontology annotation, molecular function: protein binding; serine-type endopeptidase inhibitor activity. Gene Ontology annotation, cellular component: extracellular region. Bases 726 to 3809 code for a protein of 1027 amino acids.
ACAUUCCACGCGUGCAGCUUCACCAGCGGGAACCGUAUCACGGAGUCCUGCGUCUGACCGCGCGUCGUGUUACCAGCAUUUCCUGUGUCUCAUAUCUGGAAGCUACGAACUCUCCAAUGGAGCGAAGUAAUGCGAGAUGGGAGUGGUUCCGUUAUGAGGUCACGGCGAGGGAGCCGUACGCGUACGCGCUCAGCAGCGAGCGCAAGCGGCAGACACGAGACGGACGCGAUAGCUGGAAACAUUUAUUCACACAGCUGAAUGAAUCUCAGUUGGCAACAGAAAAAUAACAGGACCGCGUUUCCUUCGACAGGGAACUAUUGAGAAAAAUCAGGCGUUGGCUUUAUAUGCGCAGGAAAGGCUUGCAUACGAAAGACUCCAAGGAAGAAACGCGCGAGGAAAGUUUUGCUACGCGAAAACAAACUGGACGGAGCAGUGCAGAAAUCGUGACGCAUAAGCCAUGCAUUGGUUGUAUAGCGUGGGAUAGUUCUUCUGGUGUCGUUUGUUUGAAGGGGAUGUCUUUUUGGUGGCUUUCAUCAACAAAAGUUUGACGCCAGGAACGCUGUAUUAUUCUGUUCGACAAGAAAACGCGAAACAUUUCUCGCGCUCGUCCAGAGUCGCUGUCUUCAUCUGUUAUUUGUUGGUUUGGCUGGAGGAUCCGUUCCUCGUCAUUGUAGUUUGGGGGACAGGGGGUGGUUUGGAUAUCUAUAUUUUUUCACUUUUCCUUCAUGGCCUCCUCCAGGAUGUAUCUUCUUAUGAAAUGCAUGCUGGUUUCCCAACUUGUGGUGCUGAUCGCGAAGAACAGUCGGGCGCUCAUCUGUUUGCCCUGUGAUAAGUCCAAAUGCGAGGAGCCCAAGCACUGUACGGGUACCGUGGUGUUGGGGAUCUGCGGCUGCUGCUCGGUUUGUGCCAAGCAGAAGAACGAGAGCUGCGGCGGAGUUUACGGUCUGUACGGGACCUGCGACCGCGGACUCCGGUGCGUGAUCAGACCCCCGUUAAACGGCGGCUCCAUCACGCAGUACGAGGUUGGAGUUUGUGAAGAUGAAAACUGGGAUGACGACCAGCUCUUGGGCUUUGAGCCAUGCAAUGAAAACCUGGUUACGGGCUGUAACAUCAUUGAUGGGAAGUGUGAAUGUGACAGUGUACGAACAUGCAACAACCCAUUUGAGUUCGCCAGCCAGGAAGCCUGUCAGACAGCCCUGCAGAAGAUUGAAGAGGAAAGGCCGGACUGCUCCAAGGCGAGAUGUGAGGUACAGUUUUCGCCACGCUGCCCUGAGGACUCUAUAUUGAUCGAGGGCUAUGCUCCUCCAGGUGAAUGUUGCCCCCUGCCCAGCCGCUGCGUGUGUAGCCCAGCCGGGUGUCUGAGGAAAGUAUGCCAGCCCGGGCACCUAAACAUCCUUGUAUCCAAGAGCUCAGGCAAACCUGGCGAGUGUUGUGAUCUCUACGAAUGCAAACCAGUGUUCAGUGUAGACUGCAGCACAGUAGAGUGUCCACCGGUGAAGCCCGUCCAGUGUCCGGCGGACAGCUAUGAGACUCAGGUCAGACUGACAGCAGAUGGCUGCUGCACCCUUCCUACCAGAUGUGAGUGUUUGCCCGGCCUAUGUUCCGUCCCACAGUGCUCAGCAGGGACUUCCUCACAGGUCGUGUCCCGUGGUGAUGGAACACCUGGAAGGUGCUGCGAUGUGUUUGAGUGCGUCAACGAGACAAAGCUGGCCUGCACUUUCAACGGAGUGGAGUACCAUGACGGGGACAUGUUCAGGAUGGACGCCUGCCGCUUCUGCCGCUGUCGGGGUGGGGUGUCCGUGUGCUUUACUGCCCAGUGCGGCGUCCUCCACUGCGAACGCUACUACGUCCCUGACGGAGAGUGUUGUCCUGUCUGUGAAGACCCUAUCUACCCAAUGCUCAAUUUAGCCGGCUGUUAUGUGAAUGGGCAGAUCCUGGCACACGGAGACCAUUGGCGUGAAGAUGACUGUACCUUCUGCCAGUGUGUGAGUGGAGAGGCCCGCUGUGUGGCAGCGGCCUGCGGCCACAGCUGUCUCAAUCCCGUCACUGUGCCCGGAGAGUGCUGCCCUGUGUGUGAGGAGCCCACCUACAUCACGAUGGCGCCCCCUGCCUGCGGCUCACUGGACAACUGCACGCUGGUGGAAAAGAGCUGCCUGUACGGCUUUCGGCUGGACUCCAACGGCUGCAGGACGUGCAGCUGCAAGACACAAGAAGAGUUGUGCAGUGGUCUAAUUGCCAGCUGCACUCUGAAAUGCCCUUUUGGCUUCCAGACUGACAUCCACGGCUGUGAUGUUUGCCAGUGUCGCCCACGUCACAAGAAGUGCAAAGCUGUGGCCUGUGCCAAGGACUGCCCAUUCGGCUAUAUUAAGAACAAGCAUGGCUGUGACACCUGCCGUUGUAGGAAAUGCCCUGAACUGCCAUGUGACAGGUCCUGUCCAAUGGGUUUCCAACAUGAUGAGUUGGGCUGUCUGAUUUGCCAGUGUAAAGAUCAGAGCUCAUCGUCCGUGGCUCCAGCAGUGAAAUUGGGCUCCUGCCUGUCUAUGGACGGCCGCAGACACGAGAACGGGCAGAGCUGGCAUGACGGAUGCAGGGACUGUUACUGCCAUGCCGGGAGAGAAAUGUGUGCCCUUAUUUCUUGCCCGGUUCCCCCCUGUGAUAACCCCACCAUCCGACCCGGCCACUGCUGCCCUACCUGUCCAGAGGAGUCCAGUUCCCAUAAACCGGAGCUGAGUGAGGCGUCCGUGUGUUUGGCUCCGGGUGGAGAGUACUUUGUGGAGGGAGAGACGUGGAACAUUGACUCCUGCACUCAGUGCACCUGCCACAGCGGCCGUGUGCUCUGUGAGACGGAGGUGUGCCCGCCCCUGCUCUGCCACAGUCCAAUCAGAACGCAGGAUUCCUGCUGCCCUCACUGUCCAGAUGAUCCAGUCACCCCUCAGGCGCCCAGUAACGACAGCAUGCCCAGCUACUGCAGGAAUGAGGAUGGUGAUAUCUUCUUGGCUGCUGAGUCCUGGAAGCCCAAUGUCUGCUCCAGCUGUGUGUGUCUAGAUGGAGCCAUCAGCUGCUUCUCUGAGUCCUGCCCACCGGUCACCUGCGUCCGGCCCAUGCUCAGGAAGGGCCAGUGCUGCCCAUACUGUCUAGAUGCCACGCCGAGGGCCGUGUGUCAUUUCAAUGGGAAGACUUACAUGGACGAGGAGCGAUGGGACAUUGACAGCUGCACUCACUGCUACUGCCUACAAGGCCAGACCCUCUGCUCGACUGUCAGCUGUCCCAUCUUACCCUGCCGUCAGCCGGUCACCGUGGAGGGCAGCUGCUGCCCCAUGUGUCCAGAGAGUUAUGCUCCCACAAACGUGCCCAUCGAGAAGACGGACCAACAAGGAGACAAGCUGAGACAUCAACCAGCCUGGCCGACUCAUAGCGAAAACGAUAUUAUGCCACAGUUCAGAGGUGACUUCGGAAGUCUGCAGUUGCCCUACCUAGACGGCAAAGCACCACUACCCAGUGAGGAUGCUGGUCUGCACUGGGCCUGGGUGGCACUGCCCAUCCUCAUGAUGAUGCUCACUAUCGCCGCCCUGCUGUUGGUCAACCAGCAUAAGCAGUGGAUCCCUGUGCCUUGCUACCACACUCCCAAUAAGCCCACAUGCCUCAAUAACCAGCUGGUGUAUGUGGACUGCCAGAAGGGGACGAAGGUCCAGGUGGACAGCUCCCAACGCAUGCUCCGCAUCGCAGACCCUGACUCAAGAUACAGCGGUUACUACAGCAUGCAGAAACACAACAACCUGCAAGCUGACAACUUCUACCAGACCGCGUGAGACACUGGAGAGAGAGACAGAGUGAGUGAACUGGAAAGAGAGAGACUGAGCCCGUGUUCAACUGCCAAACCUUUGCGGCACAUGGACACCUACUAAAAAAUUGUAGAGACGGACAAAACCACCAAACCAUGUGGUCAGAGAAGAGACCCUGAUACCGAACAACAAUUAUAAUAUUCACAUAAGUCACUCGGAACAAAUCGAAAAAAUAUAUCACGCGUCGACACCCGAAAGUCUCAGCAGGAGAUGGAAGCUGUACCUAUGUAACCGAACCAUUACGGAGUGUGAUUGUUAAAUUGGAGAGGACUCUUCCAGAAUAUUUUUGUGAAUCAGAGGUAUGGUAGGUUGAGCAUCUUUUGUGUGUAAGCGUGAGAUUUCGUGGAUGUUCAGGCACAAGUUGAAGAUAGUCGUGAAGUCAAAUGCAAGUUUUUGGGAGUAGUACAACUGGGGUGUUGUUUUGGUUUGUUUUCAACAAUAUUUUUUUCCUGCAUUCCUAACUUUUUUCUGUUGGAAAAGAGAGAAAUUAUUUUAGGAGUGAUAACUUUUGACACAAGUGCUUGUGUGAACACUUAAUGCUGAACCAAAGCUCCUCUGUCUAUGAAAACCAGACCAGGCGAGAGGCCACGAAAGGGACGUUCACUUCCCUGAGACGGAGGAGAAGCUGGACUCUGUAUAAAGCACAGCAGAGAGAAGGGUAGAGGGAAAAAAGAGGGAAAAUCAGAUGUUGUUUUUGCAACAGAUGCAUUUUUGUAGAAGAUGCUACUGUAAGAUUGUGAUUUCCCCAGUUGCUGUGGGUGAGUUUGUCCUUUUUUGUUUUGUUUGUUCUCUUUAAAAGACAAAAGGAGGAAAACAGAGUAAGCUGCCCUGUGGAUAUGAGCUCUUCCUGUUAAUGGAUGUGUGGGGUCUAUAUGUUGUAUUUCUGCUUACAUGUACAAGCAUUUUCCCAUUUAAUCAUACAAACACCAUUUGCUUUUUCUCCCACAACUAAGGGCAGAUUGACACUCCUAGCAAAUCUAUAUUUUCCUGAGAUGAAUCAGAAGAUUGUAAAAUGAGAAGCAGGAACAUAGUGAUAGUGGAUUGGAUUUGAGGCUAUGCUUUACAAGUGCUGCUUUUUUUGCUUUGAUUCUUUUAAACCUCAUUUUGUAGGGAUGAAAACCAGUAUUGUUUGCGUCUUUAAGAAACGUUUACCAAGAAAACAGAAUCAAAGGGCCUUAUUGCUGAAAUCCGAGCAGAAUGGAUUUUUGUGUAAAUCGCUCCAAAAAAAAAAAAAAGGACACAUUUCAACAACUGCAUGUGUGUGUGGAACGCAUAACGUAUAGAAAUCGUAAGGGAUAUCAAUAUAUUUUCAAAUGAUAUAUAGGAGAUUUUGGACAGUACCGUUUAUAUCGAUUUACUUUGUUGUGAACACAUUUGAAAAUUUACACAGAACAAAAAGUGAGCUGCAGCGGGGGGGGGGGGGGGGGGGGGGGGGGGGGGUUCCUAAACAUGAGACAUGCUUUAUAUAUUAAGAGUUUCAAACUAAUUAUGCAGUUUUCCCUCUUUUCAGAUGUGUGAUUCCUAAUGCACUUAAGAUGUGUUUUCAUCAGCACAUGGAAACUUAGUUUUAUAUUUAUGUGUUAAAGUUAAAAAGUCAUGUCAGUGUUUCCAUUUUGCAAGAAGGCUCGCCCUGACAGCCAAUGAGUAUCCAUCAGACUUCAAGGGAUAGUUCACCCAAAAAUUUAAAUUUGAUGUUUAUCUGCUUAAAGAUGUAGGUGACUUUGUUUCUUCAGUAGGACACAAACAGAGAUUUUUAACUGAAACUGUUGUAGUCUUUCAGUCUUAUAAUAUAAGUAGAUGUGAAUCAUGACUAAAACAUACAAUAAAACAUAAACCUAAACAAAACCAAAUUAAACCCUGCGGCUCGUGACGAUACAUUGAUGUGUAAAAAUACAAAACAAUCAGUCUGUGCAAGAAACUGAACAGUAUUUAUAUCGGUUUUUUUUUUACCUCUGAUUCACGCAAUGUCCGACCUGUUACAACUCUCCUAAGUGCGUCCUCCUGAGCGUGUUCUCAAGCAGGCACGUGAGGAGGCUUCUUCUUCAGAGUUUCAGUGGUGCAUUUGAGAGAUAGAUGGUGGUAAUGCACUUAUAAGUCUCAGAGCUGCCUUAAAGCAAGAAGAAGAAGAAGCCUCCUCAUGCGCCUGCUGCUGAGAACACGCCCAGGAGGACGCAUUUUAUUGUAUGUUUUAGCCGUGAUUCCCAUCAACUUACAUUAUAAGACUAAUAGACUGCAACUGUUUGACUUAAAAAUCUCAGUUUGUGUUCUACUCAAGAAACAAAGUCACCUACUGAACAUCUUGGAUGCCCUGGGGGUAAAGCCCAAUUUACAUAGCUACGUAGCUACGCCAUAGGCGAUGUGUAGUACGCCAUAUCCUGACGUGCACCUCUCCAAAAAUCUAACAGACUGCAAGCGAUGUGAUUGGUCUGCUAGAUCCCCUACCUCCGUAUGUACUUGACAUUUGUGUGUGUUUAUGUGCACAUUAAUAUAUUUUAAUGUUACUUGUUCUUAUAUAAAAUAAAACAAAGCAAAGAACAAGUGUCUUAUCAUUUAUUAUUCUACAUAGCAUUAUACUUCAGUACCGUAUUUUCCGGACUAUAUGUCAUACUUUUUUUUCAUAGUUUGGCUGGUCCUGCGACUUAUAGUCAGGUGCAACUUAUUUAUCAAAAUUAAUUUGACAUGAACCGAGAGAAAUGAACCAAGAGAAAACAUUACCGUCUACAGCCGCGAGAGGGUGCUCCUGUAGUCUGCACUGAAAACAUAGAGCGCCCUCUCGUGGCUGUAGACGGUAAUGUUUUCUCUUGUUUCUUGGUUCUAAAUAAAUGCGACUUAUAGUCCAGUGCGACGUAUAUAUGUUUUUUUCCUCAUCAUGAUGUAUUUUUGGACUGAUGCGACUUAUACUCAGGUGCGACUUAUAGUCCGAAAAAUACGGUAAUUGUCCGCAUCCAACAAUGUUGAUCUGCCAUAGUACAAGUCCUUGUGCAGAUUGAAAGAAUACCAUCUUCUCCUGUUCCGUUGUUGUCUCCUUUUGUACUUUUAAAUAAAGAUUUUAUAUUUAUUCUCCACUGUCGCACCUAUAAUGCUUCUCUGAUGAGCCGCUUCUUCUUCGGCUUUUGGCGUAGUCUGCAGGUUACACCAGCAACAUGCCCGUGGACACUGCAGACUAGCGGUUUGUAUGUUUACUGCAUGUCAACGUGGACAACGACGCAAAAGUAUAAAUGAAAACUGAAACGCUAAAAAAAGCUAAUUUAAAAAAAAAUGUGGGUGAACUAUCCUUUUAACAGACUUUACUGAAGGAUCAGCAAUGCAUCUAUGCACAUCAAACAGUCAGAGCACAUUCAUUUUUAAUAAAAUAUUUUGCAUCCAAAAGUGGAAACACUUCAAAUCUCUGAUGGAAAACUAGUAGUUCUGCGUUCUAUUUACUAUUUAAGGCUUUUUUAAUAUCAAUUUACACCAAUAUUAAACUGUUCUAUGAAGAAUUGACAAAAAGUUGCAAUUUGUCUACAGUUUAUAAUAGAAUGGUUCUACGAGCAAUUUACACAGAAAUUUUGCCAGUGUUUCAUUGAUGAGGUCCAAAGAAUGAUCAAAUUACUUUUAGUAGGGGAACUGAGAGAAACGCAUACUAUUUUUGGAUAAAUGUUUCGCGUUUUCUUCAUUUGUACUGUUCACGAAACUGCCUCCUUUUCUGGAAGCUUUGAAUCAUUACUGAGGCACCUUUGUGUUCUGGUUUUCUAGCUGCGAACAAAUUUGGCUUCAAAAAUCCAAAGCUAUUAUAGGAACAUUUAUGUACAUAUUAUUGCUAAAGUGAAAAGACCUGAAAUAUUAUGUGAGUGUAUAUGUAUGUGUGUAUGUAUAUGUGUUCGCAUGUACGUAUGAGUGCGCGCACACAAAUGCACAUGUACGCACAUGUGACUUCUCUUCAUCGGUAAGGUUCUUAGUUCAUUUUCCUAAUGAAUGUAUUUAUGAUUGAACAAAAAAGAUUUAUAUAAUGGCAAACUGAUGAUGACAGGCUUUCCAUUGCCUUUCUUGUUUAAUGGUAAUUAAAAAAGCACAGACGAUGGUGAUACAGAAAGAAAGACAAACAUCUCAUUCUAUCUUUAUUUUUGUGUGUAUUUUUUUCCCCUUGUUUUCUCGUAGAGUUUUGCUCAGUUGAACGUUUAGGGCCCAUACUUGGCUAUGUUUAAACAGGCAAAACUAAUGUUUUGUCUUAUCCAACUUGAAAUAGUUUUUGUAGUGUGAAAUAUAAGACCACAAGAAAUCAAUUUUUACUGAUUACAGUGUGGACAGCCAAUUCUAAAGAUCAGAUUCGUGAUUCUAAGAAUUGUGAUCUCACAGCUGACAAAAACGCACUCUUUUCAUUGUUUGCUGUCAGGAGUCCCUUUAGGUGUCAGAACUACUGGAAUGUUGAUGGACAUAAGCUGUUGAAGUGAGGGGGCGGGGUCAGGUGAGGGGCGUGGCAGUGGGCGGGGAGAACGGGUGGGGCUGGUUAUUUGUGAUAGUUUGUCUUGGGGUGUAUCUUUAUCCGUGUGAUAUUGUUUGUAAAGCUAUACAACUUGGCACUUUUAUAUAUAGAAGGAAGUAACCUAUGUGUUUCUUUCUUAUUUUGCUUUUCUUUGAUAACUAAUCUUUUUAGUAUAACGAGUUGCCCUUCUUUUUUUUCCUAAACUCUUGUGGGACCCUGUCAAGCUCUCUUGAAAACACUUCCAAAAAACAUUUCACCCUUAAAUCAAAUAUUAGAUUUUGAAGAAAGAAAAUCAAGUUUUUUUUUUAAGACAACUGACAAUUUGCAUUGUGGCAUUAUUUUUUAUAACAAUUAAGCACAUUUUCUCUGGGACAUUUUUUUCAAUUUAUAAUUAUUAUUUUUUAUUAAAUGCAGAGUCGAGUGAAUAAUUUGGCUGUGGCCUGAUUCAAAUGAGUGGCAUUGUAACCAAUAAUCAUUUUAUAAAAAAAAAUUUAUAAAAAAAAAUCGUUUAAAUUAUCAUUAUUGAUUUAUCGCCCAGCCCUAAUUACAGUGAUAGGUGUUUCUGUAUUGCAGUAAUGAUAGUUGUUAUAAAGAAUGUGCUUAAUUGUCAUGAAAACUGUCAUGAAUUAAUCACAAUGUAAACAUUUAUAAUUUUCUUUUGCUUUUGAUGAUGGGCUGAAAUGACCCAGAUGUUGGUUUUGUGGGAUUCACCCACUUAUACAUUUGUUUUAGAACUUUUUUAAUUGCAGCAUUCAGUUCUGUCAUAAAUAAUAGCCAUGUGUUCAUAGUAUCACUCACUGUAUUAUGAUCACAAUGCUAUAAAGUCGCGGUUUAGUCCUAAUUCAAGCACAUAAAUGUCUAGAUGUAACUGAUAUGUACUUUUUAACUCGCAAGGCUUGCUGUUGAGGAUUUAAGACUAAUUACAAAGAUUUGGACCUUCGUUCCUGUUUAUUCUUUUCCCACGUUUCUGUUUUGUGGAAGUUAAACAAUUGAUUGGUAGUCCUGGCUUCCAGUCACGGCCAAUCAAAAAGCAACAGAAAGAAAAUAAACAAGAAUUAUUAAUGGAU